Messenger RNA from Beauveria bassiana ARSEF 2860, 3201 nucleotides. Its product is annotated as translation initiation factor aIF-2. The record is from RefSeq and is a predicted model, not a curated record. Gene Ontology annotation, molecular function: translation initiation factor activity; GTPase activity; GTP binding. Bases 1 to 3201 code for a protein of 1066 amino acids. Lineage: Eukaryota; Fungi; Ascomycota; Sordariomycetes; Hypocreales; Cordycipitaceae. The transcript has a single exon.
AUGGCGCCUAAGAAGAAGGGAAACAAGAACGGCCAAAACGACUGGGAGACCGAUCUGGGCGAGACCAUUGCCCCGCAGGAUGCCAAUGGCCAACACAACGCCGACGAUGCUAAUGCCAACGGCGAUGACGAAGCUGCUUCCGGAGGCGGCGGAGGCCUAAUGGCCCAGCUGCGCAAGAACAAGCAGAAGCGCAAGAACAAGGGCGGCCAGGACAAUGACUUUGUCGACGGCGAGGAUGCUUCCGGCGCUGCCCCUCUAGCUGACCUCGCCGGAAAAGCUGCCCAAGAGGCCUCCAUGGACGACGAGUUUGCUCUUCCUGCGAAAAAGGGCAAGGGUGGCAAAGCCAAACCCGCGCCCGCAAAGCCUGCUGAAGCUGCUGCCGACGACGACGGCGACGACGGCGGCCGCAUCCUGACAAAGGCCGAGAAGGAAAAACUCAAGAAGGAGCGCGAGAAGCAAAGAAAAAAGGAGCAGGCUGCCAAGAAGAAGACUCCCACCACGGCAAAGUCAGAAGCUGCAAAGCCCGCGGCCAAGGAAACUGCUGCUGCUGUUCCCGAGGUGUCCGCCCCCGCCCCCGCCCCCGCCGCCGAGACGGGAGGCAAGAAGAAGAAGCUCCCCGCCCACAUUGCCAAAAUUCAGCAGCAGCAAGAAGAACUUCGACGUCAAAAGGAGGAGGAGGAACGCAUUAGGGCUGAGCUGGCCGCCAAGGAGGCCGAGGCUGAUCAGCUCGCCGAGGAAGAAGAGAGGCGCAGAGAAGAGGCCAAGGCCCUGAAGAAGCAAAAAGAAAAGGAGCGUAUCGAGCAGCUCAAAAAGGAAGGAAAGUUUAUGACCAAGGCCCAAAAGGAGGAAAAGGCUCGCAACGAGCGCAAGCUCCAGCAGAUGCUGGCGGCCGGUAUCAAGGUAGGCCCUGCGGAUGAAGAAUCUGCACCUAAGAAGAAGGCCGCCCCGGAGAAAAAGCGCAAGGGCAAGAUGGAGCAAAAGGCAGAGGAAGAGGCUGCUCUCGCUGCCGCUGCCGAGAGAGCCAGGAUACAGGCCGAGGAGAUUCUGAAAAAGGCGGAAGAGGAAAAGAAGGCCAAGGAGCAGGAAGAGGCUGCCAAGAAGGCCGCCGAGGGAAGCGAUGUCGAAGAUGACUGGGAGGCGGCGGCUGAUGACGAUGAUGUCAAAGACAGCUGGGAUGCCGACAGCGACGAGGAGGCUGAGAAAAAGGCCGCUGCCAAGGCGGCACUGGCCUCGCAACGCAAGGAGGCUGAUGACUCGGACGAGGACUCUGACGAAGACUCUGACGACGACAGCGAAGACGACGAGGAAGUUUCCAGAGCGCAGGCCGCCGCGGCUCAGCGCAAAAAGGAAGCCGCCGAGCGCCGUGCCGUCGCCCACAAGGCAGCCAUGGAUGCCCGUUCUAAAGACAACCUCCGCUCCCCCAUUUGCUGUAUUCUGGGUCACGUAGAUACCGGUAAAACAAAGCUCCUGGACAAGAUCCGACAGACCAACGUCCAAGAAGGCGAAGCUGGUGGUAUUACCCAGCAGAUUGGCGCCACAUAUUUCCCCGUCGAAGCCAUCAGGCAGAAGACGCAAGUCAUCAACAAGGACGGUGCUUUUGAGUUCAAGGUACCCGGUCUCCUGGUCAUUGACACGCCCGGUCACGAGUCCUUUUCCAACCUCCGAUCUCGCGGAUCCUCGCUCUGCAAUAUUGCCAUUCUGGUCGUCGACAUCAUGCACGGUCUGGAGCCCCAGACGCUUGAGUCGAUGCGUCUGCUCCGCGAGCGCAAGACUCCGUUCAUUGUCGCCUUGAACAAAAUUGACAGACUGUUUGGCUGGAAGAAGAUUGACAACAACGGCUUCCAGGAGAGUCUGGCGCUCCAGAACAAGGCGGUCCACAACGAAUUCGACAAGCGUCUGUCCGAGACCAAGCUCGCCUUUGCUGAACAGGGGUUCAAUGCUGAGCUCUACUAUGAGAACCCGUCCAUGUCCAAGAAUGUCUCGCUGGUGCCCACCUCUGCCCACACUGGAGAGGGUAUCCCUGACAUGCUCAAGCUCAUUAUCCAACUGACACAGGAGCGCAUGACCAAUGCUCUCAUGUACUUGUCCGAAGUCCAGGCUACUGUUCUCGAAGUCAAGGCUAUCGAAGGCUUCGGCAUGACUAUUGACGUCAUUCUGUCAAACGGUAUUCUCAAGGAGGGCGACCGCAUCGUGGUAUGCGGUACUGAAGGGGCCAUCAAGACAAAUAUCAGAGCGCUGCUCACACCCGCCCCUCUCAAGGAACUUCGUCUCAAGUCGCAAUACGUACACAAUAAAGAGGUCAAGGCUGCUCUUGGUAUCAAGAUUAGUGCGCCGGGCCUGGAGGGCGCCAUUGCCGGUUCUCGCUUGAUGGUUGUGGGCCCCGACGACGACGAAGAUGACAUCGAGGACGAGGUUCUGUCCGACCUCGACAACCUUCUGAGCCGUGUAGAAAAGUCGGGUCGUGGCGUCAGUGUCCAGGCGUCCACCCUUGGUUCCCUCGAAGCCCUGCUGGAUUUCCUCAAGGACUGCAAGAUUCCCGUCGCCAACGUCGGCAUCGGCCCCGUGUACAAGCGCGACGUGAUGCAGUGCGGUAUCAUGCUGGAGAAGGCGCCCGACCUGGCCAUUAUGAUGUGCUUCGAUGUCAAGGUCGAUAAGGAGGCGCAGCAAUACGCCGACGAGCAGGGCAUCAAGAUUUUCACAGCCGAUAUCAUCUACCACCUUUUCGACGCGUUCAACCUGCACAUGAAGGAGAUGCUGGAGAAGAAGCGUGAAGAGUCCAAGCUGCUCGCUGUCUUCCCCUGCGUGCUUAAGCCCGUCGCCAUCUUCAACAAGACGGGCCCGAUUGUCAUUGGUGUCGACGUCGUGGACGGGCAACUCAAGAUUAACACCCCCAUUGCGGCCGUCAAGACCAACCCCAUCACCAACGUCAAGGAGAUUAUCAAGCUCGGUCGCGUUACAUCGAUUGAGCGCGAGCACAAGCAGAUUCCCGUCUGCAAAAAGGGACAACCGUCGGUGGCGAUCAAAAUCGAAAUGGGCGGCACCCAGCCCACUUACGGCCGGCAGCUCGAGGAAUCGGACCAGCUGUACAGCCACAUUUCGCGCGCGAGCAUCAACUGUCUAAAGGAGUUUUACCGCGAAGAGGUGACGAAUCCGGAGUGGAACCUGAUUGUCAAGCUCAAGCCGCUGUUGGAUAUCCAGUAG